This is a messenger RNA of Aspergillus puulaauensis, 1254 nucleotides long. Its product is annotated as DNA-directed RNA polymerase I subunit RPA43. Gene Ontology annotation, cellular component: RNA polymerase I complex. Gene Ontology annotation, biological process: DNA-templated transcription initiation. The transcript has a single exon. NCBI's taxonomy places the organism in Eukaryota, Fungi, Ascomycota, Eurotiomycetes, Eurotiales, Aspergillaceae. Bases 1 to 1254 code for a protein of 417 amino acids. The record is from RefSeq and is a predicted model, not a curated record.
AUGGCCGUCGACACAAUGGAGAUUGACUCAAACCCCGUCCCCGCGGGCGCUGCAGAGGCCGAAAAGGAGCGCAAGCGCAAAAACAAGCACAAGGACGAAGCGUCAUCUCCAUCAAAAAAGAAGCGCAGGCAAGAAAAGGCCGAAAAGGCCGACAAGAAAUCCAAGAAGGAUAAAUCCUCAAAGAAGAACAAAGACAAGAGUAAAUUCGACACCACAGCGGCAUCGACACUGGCACCGGCAGCGGCAUCAAUUCCCGACUCUCCAUACUCUCUCACCACCGCAACGCUCUAUCUGCCUCUCUCGCCCAUCUCAAUCUCCCCAACGCAUGCCCUCGCCUCCCUACUAGCAGAACACCUAUCUCCUCUGCUCCUUACAUACUACUCGCCGCUCGAGGGCAUCGUACUCGCCUACUCCAAUGCAUCGAUAUCAAGCGAACCACCUUCGUCGUCCUCAUCGUCGUCCUCGACAUCUCCAAACCCGCAACCAUUAACCCUAGCCGCCUCGGCCGGCGAAUAUGGCGUCAUGUACGUCUACCUCACAGCGACUUUCCUCGUCUUCCGGCCGCAGCGCGGCCAAACCCUUGAGGGCUGGGUCAACGUGCAAUCCGAGGGCUUCCUAGGCGCUGUCGUCCUCAAUCUCUUCUCCGUUGGCAUUGAGCGGAAACGCCUCCCUCAGACCUGGAAAUGGAUUCCGCCAGGUGAAGAGGACUACGAUGAGAACAGCGGGCUGGCAUCAAACAAUACCUCCGCACAGACAUCGGAGGACGAAGACGACGAAAAGACUUCGAAUUCCCCACCCUUCGACCCCGCAAAGGAACACUUUAACCCUGUCCCCACGGCCUCGGACUCGAAUCCGUUCGCAUACGACACUCUAGAUCAGGACCAGGAUGCUACCGGUGCUGAUACAGCCGAGCAAGGAGGGGACGGCAGCGAGGAAGACACAUACGAAGGCUACUUCCAGUCUAUCUCCGGCCACCGGGUCCGCGGGACAGUGAAGUUCCGUGUUGUCGAUAUCGACGUCAUCCCAGGGUCAGAGCGGGAUCGCGGGUUCUUGAGUAUAGAAGGGACGAUGCUUUCCGAGGAUGAGGAAGCAAAGGUCGUUGAGGAUGAGAGGAAUGGGGUCCUUCCGGCAUCGACUACGCCUGCGGUAAAGAAAAUGACAGUCCCCGUGUCGUCGGGGGGUAUUAUUGUCCCGCAGAUGGAGGAUGUGGUGUUGGAGACUCCAAGUAAAAAGUCGAAGAAGGCUAAGAAAUAA